GAACAGAGGCGGUCGUGAACUACACCGCAAUACAGGGAAUAAGGUGCACUAUGGCAUUGUUCUGGAUAAUAAUUAUAGUCUGCAUGGCUGAUUCCACACAGGGUGCGGGAUGUACAGAGGGCCAGCAUUGCUCAGGCUGCGACACGGCGGGCAACUGCUUACAACAAUGUGACAAGGGAUACUUUGGACUAAAAUGCAGGUCGCCAUGUAGCACCACAUGCAGACACAACAGAUGCACACUAGUUGAGGGAAGAGGCAUCGGCAAGUGUACUGAUGGCUGUGUAUCCGGAUAUCAAGGCAUAAGUUGUGACAGACCCUGUGACAGCCAGGCAGUCGAAUGUACGCUGUGCACAGGUGGAUGUGAUGGGGAAUACUGCCAGCUGGGUGGGGCUUGUUUUGCCGGAUGUAGAGAUUCCUUCUACGGAGCAGGAUGCAAGACGUGCCCUAGUCACUGCAGAAACUGCAGCAGGAUGACAGGAGUAUGUGACGAGUGCGACCCAACACAUUAUGGAGUGAACUGCGAGACGUCGUGUGAGAACUGUGCAGGAUCCUGUGAGUCCAGCUGUGAAUGUGUUCCUGGCUUCUACGGGGACUUCUGUGCCGAGACUUGCAGUAAAACAUGCCGCCCUAAGUCAGUCCACAAGUGUCUUCCAUUUCCUGGUAUGACGUCAGACAAUUGUACAGGUGGAUGUCACAAACACAGUGCCGAGUGUCUCCAUGGUUGUGUGGAUGGCUGGUUCGGGCCGACGUGUUCUUCUCCCUGUAAUCCUGGAUGCCGACAUCAAAGAUGUAAUGAUGCAGGCUCUUGUGCUGAAGGCUGUGAACCUCAGCAUUUCGGUCCAGCCUGUGAACCGUGUCCUGAGAGCUGCGUCACUUGCGACUCUGAAAACGGUUCAGGAGUAGGACGUGAACUUAACUGUACACAGGAUUGCGCUCCACCAAUAUGCACCAGUCUUCCGAAGUGGCGGCAUAUCAGCACAAUUACACUAACGUCGGUUGUGUGUGCAGUCGUCUUUUUCGUCCUGGUUGCAAAUACCGUAUGCUGUAUCUGUUUCCGCAAGGGCCCGUGUUUUCAAAGGCGGACGCCGCGAAGUACCAGGUAUUACAUCGCUAUUGGGAAAUCACAGAAGUUGAAGCAGGAUUGGGCGACGAGAUACGGAAUCAGAACUACGGAAAUUCAAGUGAUGCCAAUGAUGCUGCAAUUUUUGUUUGAGCGGAUUACUUUCCGGGAGCCAAAGAUGAAGGCACUGAAGCCGGAGAUGAAGGCACUGAAGCCAGAGAUGAAGGCACUGACGCCGGAGAUGAAGGCACUGACGCCGGAGAUAAAGUUCAGAAUGACACUGCGGAUUACUUUCCGGGAGCCAAAGAUGAAGGCACUGAAGCCGGAGAUGAAGGCACUGAAGCCAGAGAUGAAGGCACUGACGCCGGAGAUAAAGGUACUGAAGCCAGAGAUGAAGGCACUGAUGCCGGAGAUGAAGGCACUGAAGCCGGAGAGGAAGGCACUGACACCGGAGAUGAAGGCACUGACGCCAGGGAUGCAGACAUUGUAG
Molecule: messenger RNA, 1550 nt
Organism: Haliotis rufescens (red abalone)
Lineage: Eukaryota; Metazoa; Mollusca; Gastropoda; Lepetellida; Haliotidae
Product: multiple epidermal growth factor-like domains protein 6
Exons: 6
Coding region: 51-1550 (499 amino acids)
Source: RefSeq, a predicted model, not a curated record